This is a messenger RNA of Gavia stellata (red-throated loon), 4839 nucleotides long. It is a transcript of the gene CARMIL1, whose product is annotated as capping protein regulator and myosin 1 linker 1. The transcript is spliced from 37 exons. The coding region runs from base 1 to 3978 and encodes 1325 amino acids. Gene Ontology annotation, molecular function: protein binding. The record is from RefSeq and is a predicted model, not a curated record. Gene Ontology annotation, cellular component: plasma membrane; lamellipodium. Gene Ontology annotation, biological process: regulation of Arp2/3 complex-mediated actin nucleation; cell migration. NCBI's taxonomy places the organism in Eukaryota, Metazoa, Chordata, Aves, Gaviiformes, Gaviidae.
AUGGCCGAGGAGAGCUCCGACGUCCCCAAAGAGUUGAUCGAAAGUGUCAGGGAUGUUAUUGGGAGGAAAAUCAAAAUUUCGGUUAAGAAGAAAGUAAAGCUGGAAACCAAGGGAGAUAAAGUGGAUAACAAAAUAUUGGUGUUGGCAUCAUGUCGGGCAUUUCUUUUAACAUCUCGGAUUCCCACCAAGUUAGAACUAACUUUCAGCUACUUGGAAAUCCAAGGAGUAACUUCCAGUAAACCAGGUCAGUUGAUUAUGGAAACUGAGAAAUGCAGCAUCUCCAUGAAGAUGGCAUGCUCGGAGGAUGUGAACGAGGUGCUGGCGCACAUUGGGACCUGCCUCAGGAAGAUAUUCCCUGGACUCUCGCCAGUGAGGAUUCUGAAAAAAGUAACUAUGGAGCCUUCAGAAAGACUGGCUAAUCUCCAGGCCCUGUGGGACAGUCAGACAGUGGCAGAACUUGGACCUUGUGGAGGCUUUUCGCAGAUGUAUGCCUGUGUUUGUGAUUGGCUUGGAUUUCCGUAUAGAGAAGAAGUACAGUGGGAUGUCGAUACGAUUUAUCUGACACAAGAUACCAGAGAGUUGAAUUUGCAAGACUUCAGCCACCUUGACCACAGAGACUUAAUACCUAUAGUUGCUGCUCUGGAGUAUAAUCAGUGGUUUACAAAGCUGUCCUCCAAGGAUCUGAAAUUAUCCACUGAUGUCUGUGAGCAGAUACUGCGAGUGGUGAGUAGGUCCAAUCGAUUGGAAGAGCUGGUAUUAGAGAAUGCCGGGCUUAGAACAGAUUUUGCACAGAAACUAGCCAGUGCCCUAGCCCAUAAUCCCAACUCAGGACUCCAUACAAUCAACCUUGCUAGCAAUCCACUUGAAGAUAGAGGUGUGUCAUCUUUGAGCAUCCAGUUUGCCAAACUUCCAAAGGGACUAAAACAUUUAAACUUAUCUAAAACCUCCUUGUCACCUAAAGGGGUGAAUAGCCUUUCCCAGUCACUGAGUUCCAACUCGCUGAUCGCGAACACGCUCGUCUAUCUUGACCUCUCAGGGAAUGCGCUCCGCGGUGAUGAUCUUUCAAGCCUGUACAAUUUUUUGGCCCAGCCAAAUGCCCUUGUUCAUCUGGAUUUAUCCAACACGGAGUGUCCACUAGAUAUGGUGUGUGGAGCCCUCCUUCGUGGAUGUCUUCAGCAUCUAGCUGUCCUUAGCCUCUCUAGGACUCUCUUUUCUCACAGAAAAGGAAAAGAAGUCCCUCCCUCCUUCAAACAGUUUUUCAGCAGCUCACUUGCUUUGAUGCAGAUUAAUCUUUCGGGAACUAAACUCCCUCCUGAGCCUCUAAAAGCGCUUUUAUUAGGCCUGGCUUGCAAUCACAAUCUGAAGGAGGUGUCUUUAGAUCUCAGUAGCUGUGAGUUAAGAUCGGGAGGUGCACAAGUCUUGGAAGGAUGCAUAGCAGAAAUACACAAUAUCACCAGCCUAGAUAUUUCAGACAAUGGCCUAGAAUCUGACCUCUCAACCCUUGUAGUCUGGCUUAGUAAAAACCGAUCAAUAAGACACUUGGCGUUAGGCAAAAACUUUAACAACAUGAAAUCCAAAAAUCUCACUCCAGUACUUGAUAAUUUAGUUCAGAUGAUUCAAGACGAGGAUUCACCUCUGCAGUCAUUGUCCCUCGCAGAUUCCAAGCUGAAGACAGAGGUCACCAUCAUUAUUAAUGCCUUGGGCAGCAAUACUUCUCUUACAAAAGUGGAUAUUAGUGGAAAUGCCAUGGGAGAUAUGGGAGCAAAGAUGCUGGCAAAAGCCCUGCAGAUAAAUACCAAACUCAGAACUGUAAUAUGGGACAAGAAUAACAUCACUGCACAGGGCUUCCAGGACAUAGCUGUGGCACUGGAAAAGAAUUAUACUUUGAGAUUCAUGCCUAUACCGAUGAAUGAUGCUUCCCAAGCACUCAAAACAAACCCUGAGAAAACAGAAGAGGCACUGCAAAAGAUAGAAAACUACUUGCUUCGUAAUCACGAGACCAGAAAGUACCUGCAGGAGCAAGCGUACCGGCUGCAGCAAGGCAUUGUCACUAGUACCACUCAGCAGAUGAUUGACAGAAUAUGUGUAAAAGUGCAAGAUCAUCUUAACUCUUUAAGAAACUGUGGUGUGGAUGCUGUACAGGAAGAUGUCAAAUCUGCAGAACGGCUUAUGCGGGAUGCUAAGAACUCGAAAACACUCUUACCAAAUCUAUAUCACCUUGGUGGAGCUUCUUGGGCAGGAGCAAAUGGUUCACUCUCCAAUCCAAUCCAAGAGACGCUUGAAUCCAUGGCUGGAGAAGUCACAAGAGUUGUGGAUGAGCAGCUUAAGACGCUCCUUGAGUCUAUGGUGGAUGCAGCGGAAAACCUUUGCCCAAAUGUAAUGAAGAAAGCUCGCAUCCGUGAAGACCUGAUUGAGGCUAGCACUGAGAAGAUUUCCAUCCCACGCACUUUUGUGAAAAACGUCCUCUUGGAGCAAUCUGGAAUUGAUAUCCUCAAUAAAAUUAGUGAAGUAAAGCUGACAGUGGCUUCUUUUCUGUCUGACCGAGUUGUAGAUGAAAUCCUGGAUGCACUUUCCCAUUGCCAUCACAAACUGGCUGACCAUUUGACCAGACGUGGCAAACCUCUUCCACAGCAGGAAUCACUGGAAAUUGAGUUAGCUGAAGAAAAACCAGCUAAACGCUCUAUCAUCACAGUUGAGGAGUUGACAGAGAUAGAACGUUUGGAGGAUCUGGAUACUUGUAUGAUGACUCCUAAAUCAAAAAGGAAAAGCAUCCACAGUAGAAUGCUCCGACCGGUCUCCAGAGCUUUUGAAAUGGAAUUUGAUCUAGAUAAAGCACUGGAAGAAGUACCUAUCCAUAUAGAAGACCCACCGUUUCCUCCCAGCAGGCCGGACAAACGAACUUCUGGAUUCAUUUCAGAGCUGCCAUCAGAAGAAGGCAGAAAACUAGAACACUUUACAAAAUUAAGGCCCAAAAGGAAUAAAAAGCAGCAGCCCAGCCAAGCAGCAGUGUCUGCUGGAGUGCCUCCAGAAGGGGAUCAGAAUGGCCUUAUGGGGAGAGUGGAUGAAGGUGUGGAUGAAUUUUUCACUAAGAAAGUGACAAAAAUGGAUUCAAAGAGACCAUCAACUAAAAGUUCAGACAGCAGUGAGCCCAGUGAAGCAGGUGAUGAGAAGAAGAAAAGGGACUCAAGGAAGAGUGGCUUCCUUAACUUAAUCAAAUCAAGAGGCUCCAAAUCUGAACGUCCCCAGACUGUGUUGGUGGCAGAGGAGCCCUCCUCACCCAAGGUUGCUGCAAAAAGUCCAGCUGUAGACACAAGCAAGAAGGAGGUAAAGCCUGCAGAGCAGAAUGGUGGUACAGAACGAUCCGAGGAAUUAAAGACGCCAGACUCACUGGAGGAGGCACAGCCAGACGAUGCAGCAAAAUCUGAGAGAGGUGACAGCAAAGGAAGCCCACAAGGAGGCCGGAGAUAUGGCGUGCAGGUGAUGGGCAGUGGACUUCUCGCAGAAAUGAAAGCCAAGCAGGAGAAGAGAGCAGGGUGUUCAUCAUCAGAAAAAAAUUCAAAAGCUGAACCAAAGGCAGAAGCUGGUGCAAAGGCAAGAAGUUCUUCCAAUACGCCGACCAGUCCAAAACCCCCACUGCAGUCAACAAAGCCCAGCCUGGCAGGACGACCCACGGUGCCACAGAAACCACGCUCUGCCUCUCGUGCUGAGGAUGUGCCGGAGUCUCCCUCAGGCCCCAGUUCCCCAAAAGUUGCCCUGCUUCCACCUGUGCUGAAGAAAGUUCCUUCUGAUAAAGAAAAGGAUGGUCAGAGCAGCCCCACAGUCAGAGCGUUUUCUCAAGAAGCUGCAAAAAGAAGCCCUGGGCAGCAGUCUCAUGAGUUUCAGGAACUGAAGCAGAGGUCCUUAAGUAAAGACGGCCAUCAGGGAAGCAAAUCCAGUGACUCUGGUGAAGAAGCAGAUAAAGAUUUUAUUUUUGUUUAGCAAUCAGUACAAGUGUUUCAUAGUGCAAGAGCUUUUUAUAACAAUCAGGGUACAGCAAUCAACAGCCCUUCUAGCCAGCUGCUCUUUCACCACAGGUACAUUUCCAUGCAGAAAACCUGAUCUUCCAAUUGUGAUUUACAGUACACUCACUUGGCAUUGAUUCAGUCCUUAAUUUCUGUUCUGUACAAUGCAGACAUUCCUUUCCAUGCCUUUGCUAAAGCCAGCGAUUCUUUCAUGUAUUCUACUUGAAUUUCUGUGAAGCAGCUACAAAGAGUGCCCUGCAUUAGGGCAUUUAGGAAGCAAAGCAAAUUAACUGGACACUGUCUUACACUAAUACACUGUACAGCAGGUAAUGUGUUGUACUGCUGAAUGUAAAUGUGUCAAAUCUGCACGUGACUUACCUAUAAAUAUAUUCUUGCGGUAUGCAAUUGCACAUUGUAAUUAUAUUAAAAGAGCACACUAAUAAAAUAAUUUGUAUAGAUUAUAUAUAUUAAAUGCUUGGGUAUGGUUUUUACAUUCUCCCAUAGGGACCUUCUUUCUCCCUGUUCUCAUACUGUACAUAAAGCUCUGAUGCAUACAUUUGUGUACUGUCAAAAAGCACAACAGAGAAGGAUUUGGAUGACGUAUAAUCAUGGUAUGCUUCCACACUCAUAUAUUAAUGUAUAUAGUUGAUUGGAAUGAGGGCAAUUGAAAUUUUAUUAAUAUUGGUGUUUUCUAGAGGCCUUCCUCAGUUCUGUCUGCAUAUUAGCUUCCUUUCAAUGUGUAAUUCUACGAGAAAAAUAGUUUGACAUCUGUAAAAACAUUUCAGCUUUUGGGGGAGGGGUGCAAAUUUCACAGCUACCCAGUUACAUUACAGGUUGA